AUGAUGGCAUUUACAAAAUUUUUUAUCUUAAAAAAGCGAAAAACAAAAAUUAACGGACAAAUUGUUUUAAUAAAACAAAAUAUAGAAACUCCAAAUGUUAUUUUGAUGAAACAAAAGUAUAAAGAAAUGCGUGACCACCAGGCGUGCGCUCGGUCAUUCAUCCUUGCCUUGAUCAAUCGCGAGGCAGAGAUCGAGCUAUGUACCGAGCAAAAGCGGGAAGGGGUCUCAUUACCAAUCUUCAAAGUCAAUGCGAUAAAAUUUGAGAACCAAGAGCCGAUCCAAGUCAAAAAGAUUUUGCGGGAGCGAGUGUAUCAGCAUUACAAGACUGACUUAGCAAAGAACAUCAAUGAGAAGACAGCUCGUUGUCGGAAGAAAAAAUCUGCUUUGGGUGAGUCGAUCAAUUUCAUUGUAGACAUUUUGUUUGUGAUGGGAUACUCUUUACGGUGUUCCAUAAAAGGUGGGAGGAAAGACACAGUAAUCGUGGACUAUGUCUUUGAGAUAAAAAAGGGAAAUGUGGUUUACACAAACGAACUGAUCCAACAUGUUGGACGAAAGCUUUGUGCUGCUUUUCUCUCCAAAAAGUCCGACGGACUUUCUAUUGUCCGUAUCCAACAAAAUGACACGGAAAUCCAGCAAACACUCCUUUGUUAA
Molecule: messenger RNA, 651 nt
Organism: Entamoeba invadens IP1
Lineage: Eukaryota; Evosea; Mastigamoebida; Endamoebidae
Exons: 1
Coding region: 1-651 (216 amino acids)
Source: RefSeq, a predicted model, not a curated record